AACAAUCAACCCCGACCAGCAUUAACAGGAACAAAAUCUAAUUUUACUUUAGUUCAUAAUAUUUCAAAUGUAUCAGAUGAAAGAGUUAAAGAUUAUUUAAGAACAGAAGUAUUGGUAAAAGAAUGGAUCGAAGAAACUUUAAAACUCAAGAUUAGAGAGGCCUUAUUAGAUGCUUUAAAAAAUGGUAUUGUUUUAUGUUAUUUAGCAAAUAUUAUCCAACCAAAUAUUGUUCCAGUAAUUACAGAGAAAUCGAAAUUAGGUUUAGAAUUUAAAAAUAAUAUAGAUUUCUUUUUACUAGCAUUAAAAGAUUUAGGAUUUCCAAAACAAAAACUAUUCAAUUUAAAUGAUUUAUAUGAAGGCGAAAAUUUUGUUAGAGUAGUAGAAUGUUUAUCAUCAUUAGCUCAAUUUGCAUGUAUUCAUAAAGGUUUUCAAAUACCACUCAAGCCAUUAAAUCAAAAUAUUCCAAUUAAAAUGCCACAAGGUGAGCAACUCAAUCGUUUAAAAUUACAAUUAUCACAAAUUAAAAACUAUACCGAAAAAUCAUCAACUGGACAACCAAGACCCGUUGGAAGUGCUGUUGCAAAAGCAAGAAUGGCUUUAUUGGCUGGUAAUCAGAUCGAUGUUGCAAAAUGCGAAAGAGGUUUUAUUAGAUUCCAAGCAUUAUUUAGAGGUUUUAAAACUAGACAAAUGGUUAAAAAAAUUAGACGUGAUGUUGCAUAUAGAGAAAAAGUUGCAUCAGAGAUUUUAAAGACUGAAGAAGAUUAUGUAAAAAAUUUAAAUUUAUGUAUCAAAUAUUAUAUGGAACCAUUACUUUCAAAAGAGUUAAUUACAAAAGAACAACAAAAAUUAAUAUUUUCAGAUAUUUCAAUUAUUUAUAAUUUUGGUAAUAAAUUUUUAGAACAAUUAAAGGGACGUUGCCAACCUGGUAAAUGGUAUGUUUAUCAGAAACUCAGUGAUAUGUUUAUUUCAAUUUCAGCAUUUUUUAAAGUUUAUACCAGUUAUGUACAAAACUAUGAUACUGCAUUAGAGACAUUGACCGAAUUGAAAAAGAACACAAAAUUUAUGUUGGCAUAUACUGAAUUAAAAGAAAAACCAGAAAUUAAUAAUUUUGAUGUUACAGCAUUUCUUAUUAUGCCAGUACAAAGAGUACCCAGAUAUUACCUUUUACUUACAGAUCUCUUUAAGCAUACUUGGCCAGAGCAUCCAGAUUACGAAAAUUUAAAAAAUGCUCUUGAUAAACUUAAAGAUGUAGCCUCCUUCUUGAACGAGCGUAAAAGAGAAAGUGAAAAUUUCCAAAAAUUCACAGAAAUUCAGUCUAUUCUCGUCGGUAAGGUUCCACAACUCUUUACACCAAGUCGUCGUUAUAUAAAUAAUAUUUCUUUCUUCAAUAAUAAGAAAUUGGAAACAAUUGUGUAUAUUUUCAAUGAUGUAGUCAUUUAUGGUAAACCAAUGAAAGGUAUUUUCUCCUCUUCAUCCGACCCAAAUAGCCGUAAAGUUAAAUAUAUAGAUAUGAUUGAUUUAGCUACCUCUCAAGUUAUUGAAGAUCCAAACCAUCCAAACCAAUUCGAAUUAAAAUCAAGUUUAGGUAAAGAACUCUUAAUAAUAUCCAAAGAUAAAAACACAUUAGCUAGUGAAAUUCAAAAAUUAAUUAAUCAAAUUCACGAAAAACAAAAACUAAUCGAACAAAAGAUCAUCGAAAACAGCCACUUAAACAAAGAUGACGAAGGUCUAACUGUUGAGCAGCAAUUAUCUGAAAGAAAGAAAAUUAUGAAAAGAGUUGGAUCUGAAACUGCCUCUACCACCGGUACUGGCUCAUCCUCCUCAAUACCAACAAACACCACCACUACCACUACCGCCACACCAAAUACUCCAUCAUCACCAACUCAUAUACCAAACAUUAAUAAUGCUAAUAUUACACCACCAAAUCAAACCCCAAGAAGUAAAGAAAUCACACCACCAACCUCACCCUCCUCAUCAUCUGAACCUUCGAUUCCAGUUAGUUCUUUUAUUAGCUCAUUAUUUAAUAAAAAAAAACCACAAAACUCCCCAGUAUCACCAGAAAUUAAUAGUGAUAAUACUCCACAGCCAGAUGAAGCUGAAUUAAAUAACAAAGCAAGUCCAAAGCAGUCACGUAAGAAAAGAGAUACCUUUUCACCUUCUUCGCUACCAUCAGAAGGCAGCGAUACCAAUUUAAGUAGCAACUCUGCUGAAAAAGGUAAUAGACCAAGAUCUAAAUCAACCUCGCGUCUUUCUAAAAUUACAGGUGCUUUAACUUUAAGAAAAAGAAGAGAAAAGUCGACUCAAAUCGAUCAAUCUUCAAUUCCAUUAAGUGAUGAUGAUGAUGAUGAUAAUUCCACCAUAUCUAGCGCAAACAAUACACCAACCAAACCACCAUCAUCCUCAUCACCAAGCACUGCCAAUGAAUCAGAUUUGUCAUUAUCGCCAUUGAGUGUCUCAACUCCAAACCUAACCCAGCAACAAUCACAACAACCCCCAAGCUCAUCACCAUCACUAAGCUCAUCUAUGACAAACCCAACAAGCAAUCGUUUGUCGACAUCAAGUAGUGUUUCAACGAAUAGCGAAGCUGAAUCCUCAACUACAACAAACGAUCAUAGUACUCCAACACCCUCCAACGCCAAUACCUUAACUUAUGAAAAAAUUCUAGAACAAAAAUCAAAGGGCGAGUUAGAUAUUUUAAAAUUAGAGACCUAUCUUUCAGAUGAGGAGUUUAAAGACCUUUUCCGUAUAGAUCGUAUUGAAUUUUAUAAACAACCAAAAUGGAAACAAAACCAAAAGAAAAAUCAAUUAAAACUUUUAUAA
This is a messenger RNA of Dictyostelium purpureum, 2820 nucleotides long. RefSeq lists its product as uncharacterized. The record is from RefSeq and is a predicted model, not a curated record. The annotation marks the transcript as partial. Gene Ontology annotation, biological process: cytoskeleton organization. Gene Ontology annotation, molecular function: actin binding; guanyl-nucleotide exchange factor activity. NCBI's taxonomy places the organism in Eukaryota, Evosea, Eumycetozoa, Dictyosteliales, Dictyosteliaceae. The transcript is spliced from 5 exons.